Harpegnathos saltator (Jerdon's jumping ant) is the source of this 2038-nucleotide messenger RNA. It is a transcript of the gene Atg4a, whose product is annotated as Autophagy-related 4a. Gene Ontology annotation, molecular function: protein-phosphatidylethanolamide deconjugating activity; cysteine-type endopeptidase activity. The transcript has 11 exons. The record is from RefSeq and is a predicted model, not a curated record. Bases 271 to 1524 code for a protein of 417 amino acids. Gene Ontology annotation, cellular component: cytoplasm. Gene Ontology annotation, biological process: protein delipidation; protein processing; mitophagy. Lineage: Eukaryota; Metazoa; Arthropoda; Insecta; Hymenoptera; Formicidae.
UGUGUCGGAACAUAGUUAUUGAUAGUAAACAAUAGUAAAUAUCGGAACUUAUUCAGUGUUACAGCUUUUAUUGGAUCAACUUCUGUUUUGCAUCGUUUAAUUGGAAAAUUUAAAGUGAAAAUAUCGAAGUGCAAGAGAUUCAAACUUUUUCUUAUUAUUAAUAAAAAUAUCUGUAGUUUGUGAUUUUUCAAAUAUUUUUUUGAACUCAAAUGACGUGUCUAACCUCAUUACAUACAAGGUCAACUGAAUUGCAAUGACUAAUGUUUCUGAAUGUGUGAAAGUGCGUUUGUUAACGCGCGUGAGACGGACAUUGGACAUGGCACACUUUUAUUUAGGAGUACAAAUAAGUUUCCACCGUUUGACAAAAGAUGGUUUCGAUUUGUAAAAAUAGUGAUAAUGGAUACUUUAUUCAUUCAAAACAUUGCCGACGAGGCAGAAGAUAUACCGCAGGUUGAUGAUCCAGUCUGGAUUCUUGGCAGAGUAUAUAAUGCUAUUAAAGAGCUCGAUAUAAUACGUAGAGAUAUUCGUUCCAUACUGUGGUUUACGUACCGAAAAGGUUUUGUUCCCAUCGGUGGCUGUAACUCUACGUUUACAUCUGACAAAGGUUGGGGUUGUAUGUUGAGAUGUGGUCAAAUGGUUCUUGCCCGAGCCCUAAUUACGUUACACUUAGGUAAAGAUUGGCAAUGGAUGCCAGAAUCGAAGAAUAGUACAUACUUAAAAAUUCUUAAGCGCUUUGAAGAUAAAAGAGCUGCUACUUUUUCCAUUCAUCAAAUUGCAUUGACGGGAGCAUCUGAAGGAAAAGAAGUUGGACAAUGGUUUGGUCCUAAUACCAUUGCGCAAGUAUUAAAAAAACUAGUUGUAUAUGAUGAAUGGAGCUCCCUUACUAUACAUGUUGCAUUAGACAAUAUGUUAGUAAUUAAUGAUAUUUUGAAGCAAUGUAAAGUGGACGGCAGUGUGACAGCGGAAGUAGAUGAAGAAAUGACUUUGAAAGCACCUAACCAGUGGAAGCCUUUGCUAUUAUUAAUUCCACUCCGUCUUGGACUCAGUGAGAUUAAUCCUGUGUACAUUAAUGGACUUAAGGCAUCAUUUAAGAUCUCGCAAUCUCUUGGAGUGAUUGGAGGAAAACCUAAUCUGGCGUUAUAUUUCAUAGGAUGCGUGGGAGACGAAGUUAUUUAUUUGGAUCCUCAUACUACACAAAGAUCAGGCAACGUUGGGAACAAAACUAAUGAAGAAGAAAUUGAGAUGGAUGCUACAUAUCACUGCAAAUUAGCUAACCGUACUCCUAUUACAGGAAUGGAUCCUUCUGUGGCUCUUUGCUUCUUUUGUGCUACGGAAGUGGAUUUUAGAUCUUUAUGUAAAUCAAUGCAAGAAGAAUUAACACUGCCUCAGAAGCAACCAUUAUUUGAACUGUGCACAGAGCGUUUAACACAUUGGUUACCUUCGGAAGAUGCUGCUUCCGAGGUAGUAGCUGCUUCUAAUUGCAUAAAAAAAGAGUUUCUUGUGGCAUAUCGUGACCGGCGAUGAAAAAUAGAUCUAUUUUGACGAUCCAAAACGCACGAAAUUAUGGAUUGAUCCUCGCCAAUCAUCAACGUCGACAUCAAAGCGAAAUAUCCACGGUCAUAAAGCAACUCUCUCUAUUUGGUGGGAUAUGGAGAAUGUCGUGUAUUAUGAGCUAUUGAAACCGAACAAAAUAGUCACUGCCGGAUAUUAUCGACGACAAUCGGAGCGUUGGAAUGAUAAUUUGAUGCAAAAACGACCAUCAAUUGCAUCAAAUCGUCGAAAAGUGAUUCUUCUUCAUGGCAACGCUCGGCCUCAUAUUGCCAUAGCCAUGAAACCAACAUUGAUGGAGCUUGAAUGGGAGAUUCUCUCGCACCCAGCGUAUUCUCCGGAGCGAUUACCAUCUGUUCUGAUCGAUGCAACACGCUUUGGAAGAUACACAUUUCCAUAAUUACGGAGAAGUCGAAAAUUGGAUUACUGAAUCGAUUGGCUCAAAAGACAGACCGUUCUUUCGUCGCAGAAUUCAACUUCUGCUAGAGAA